Molecule: messenger RNA, 1498 nt
Organism: Callorhinchus milii (elephant shark)
Lineage: Eukaryota; Metazoa; Chordata; Chondrichthyes; Chimaeriformes; Callorhinchidae
Product: forkhead box protein E3-like
Exons: 1
Coding region: 566-1498 (310 amino acids)
Biological process (GO): anatomical structure morphogenesis; cell differentiation; regulation of transcription by RNA polymerase II
Molecular function (GO): DNA-binding transcription factor activity, RNA polymerase II-specific; RNA polymerase II cis-regulatory region sequence-specific DNA binding
Source: RefSeq, a predicted model, not a curated record
AGUGAAUUGACUGUAUAUUUUGUGGGCGAAAUAUUAAUCUAUUAUACCUUGCUAGUUGGUUUCCAGGGAGAAUCGUGCGGUCCGAAUUCUGAGCUACAUAACAGAGCUGUUGAUACUGUGCUUGGCAGUAAGUCGGUGCUUAGGAUGUACUUGAUGGUUGCUUUGUCAACAGCUGAUCUAGGAUAUGGGGGUGGGGGUUGUCGAGUAGAAGCCAGAGGCAGGUCUGAGAAACCAAAUGCCAGGUUGACUUUAGAUAGGGAGCAAAUCUCAGAGACAUGAUUGGACUUGCAGUGAGUUUUGCUGCACCUGGGCUGGGCUAAAGCUGCACUCUCUGGGAGGUACUUCGCUAUCUCCACCUUCCUGUCUCCCUUCGGUCAGUCAGUCAAUCAGUUACCUGCCACCACUCUUGGGACACUGCUUGUCAUUCAUGCUCAGUUUUGCCUUCAAGUGACCAACCCUAGCCUGUGGGCAAGCUCCCUGGCAAAGUGAGUCAGACAAAACACCCUGUUGCAAGCGUAAAGGACCAGGUUUUCAGAGGAACUCCCAAAGGUCCUGAGGGAGCGCAAUGGCAUCUAUGGAUGUUAACAGCAAGCCACCGUUCUUCAGACCUUUUGUGGAAGCAGACCCCAUAAGAGCAAGGGGGACACCUACACCAGAGGGGUAUCUGGAUGCCUUUGAGGCGAAUUGCUCCUUGGCUCCUCUUCACCACCUCCCUGGGACUGAAGUGGACACGGGGCAAGAGGAACUCUUCCUGAACAGGGAGUCGGAGGACAGAGACUGUCUGGGGGCCAUAGGAGAUCCCAGCCACCAACCCGAGGUGGGAGAACUGAUGGCAAAUCCAAUCCCUGACUCCAAACCGGCCAUGUCCUACAUCGCUCUGAUAGCCAAAGCCAUCCUGGGCUCCCCCAGUAAGCGGCUGAACCUGGCCUCCAUCUACAGGUACAUCGAAGAGAAUUUCCCCUACUACAGGGGCCGCGGGCAGGGCUGGAGGAACAGCGUCAGGCACAACCUCUCACUGAACGAGUGCUUCGUCAAGGCGGGGAGGUGCGAGGACGGCAAAGGCAACUACUGGAGCAUCCACCCCUCCAACCUGGAAGACUUCUCCAAGGGAGACUUCAGGCAGCGCCGCAGGUGCCGAAGGAGAGGCAGGAGCAAGGAGUUGGAGCGUAAAUUGGCCGUGACCUACCCUACCUGCCCCUUCCCACUUGAGCCCCUCGCCCUCAGCUCCCUCUGCUCCCCCUACACCGAGCAGGAGCGCAGGGCUUACAGGCUGGACGAGGUGCUCUACAGACAGUACAUCACCAACCCCUUCUGGAGGUGGUAUCACAGCUGCAGGAGCUCAGCCACACUGAGACCCUGCUGCGACCCCAGCCUUGGGCUUCCCCCAAACACAACCCCAAGCCCAGCCCCAACCCCAGCCCAGAACUCAGUGCCUCACUGGCAGGGUUUAGCAGAUAGCACUUCCCAUCAAAACUUUUUCAAAUCAGCCGGCAAUUGA